AUGUCAUACUACUUCACUAUCCUCUCGCCAACGGAUACACCAAUCUUCAAUAUCGCAUUCGGUACAUCAAAAAGUGGCGGCGAUGGCAUUGCGCGGUUCCGCUUUCCGGAUACAGCCCAGUACAUGAACCAGUUCAUCAUCCAUUCCAGCCUGGAUAUUGUGGAGGAAGCUCAAUGGACGAAUGGUGGAAUGUACCUCAAGCACAUCGACACCUAUCCCCCCGCCGCAGCUUACAUCUCCGCCUUCCUAACGCCGAGCGGCGCUCGCUUCCUGCUCCUCCAUCAACCCCCACAACUUCCCAACUCCGGCAGUAGCAGUGGACUCGGAUCGUCGUCCUUGCUGGGCUCAUCCGGUAAUCUAGCGCGCGGUUCGACAAGCUCCAUUGCAGCGAACCCAACCUCUCCACAAACCGAGGAGGCCGUGCGCCAAUUCAUGACGGAGGUCUACGAAAGCUAUGUCAAGACGGCGAUGAGUCCAUUCUACAAGCAGGGAAUGGAGAUCCGGAGUCCUGUUUUCAGGACGAGAGUCAAUGCCGCGGGGAAGAAGUGGCUUUGA
Messenger RNA from Penicillium cataractarum, 555 nucleotides. RefSeq names its product TRAPP subunit TRS20. The record is from RefSeq and is a predicted model, not a curated record. Gene Ontology annotation, biological process: endoplasmic reticulum to Golgi vesicle-mediated transport. The coding region runs from base 1 to 555 and encodes 184 amino acids. NCBI's taxonomy places the organism in Eukaryota, Fungi, Ascomycota, Eurotiomycetes, Eurotiales, Aspergillaceae. The transcript is spliced from 2 exons. Gene Ontology annotation, cellular component: nucleus; cytoplasm; TRAPP complex.